AGAAAGCUUAGCACGGGGUUUUCAUUAGAUUGGGAAGAAACCAUUAAAUCAAACAGCCCAGACAAGCCAAGAAGACCCAGAAACCUAAGAUCAAGACCAAGAACAAGAACGAGAACAGAACAGAACAAGAACGGGAUCUCUCUCUCUCUCUCUCUCUCCGGGGUGCUGCGAUUCUGUGUUGGAAAUGAGGAAACGCACGAUAUAUACUUGGGGAGCGGCGAUUGUUUGCUUCGUAGUGCUGAUGCUAGUGACUCCCGCCAUUCCUCAAUCGGAGGAAUAUCAUGAUUUCGCUGACAAGCGCGAGUUCUUCGUUUAAUUUUGCAGGCAUACCUAAUACGCUGAAUGUAGUUUCAAACUUUCCAUUCCUUGUUGUGGGUCUUGUUGGUCUGGUACUUUGCUAUUAUGGCAAUUAUUUCAAGCUAAGCUCGCAAGGUGAGCUUUGGGGCUGGACAUUCUUUUUUGUUGGUGUUGUUGCAGUUGCUUUUGGAUCCUCUUAUUACCAUCUCAAACCAAAUGAUGCUCGUCUUGUUUGGGAUCGCCUUCCGAUGACUGUCGCAUUCACUUCAAUAGUUGCAAUCUUCAUCAUUGAAAGGAUUGAUCAGCAUAAGGGAACAGUGUCAAUCAUACCGUUGCUCAUGGCUGGCAUAUUAAGCAUUUUAUAUUGGAGGUUCUUUGAUGAUCUUCGCCCAUAUGCUCUUGUCCAAUUUCUGCCUUGCAUCGCCAUACCGAUUAUGGCUAUAAUAUUACCGCCAAUGUAUACACAUUCAUCGUACUGGCUUUGGGCUGCAGCAUUUUACCUUAUAGCUAAGGUGGAAGAAGCAGAAGAUAAAUUGAUUUACAGAUGGACUCAUCAUAUUGUUAGUGGACACACACUGAAGCAUCUGUGUGCAGCAAUGGUUCCUGUUUUCUUGACACUCAUGCUAGCAAAGAGAGCUAUAGAGCUAGAGAGGCAAAGUCUGCUGGUAACAUGGAAGGUUUCCUGGUAUAGAUUUAAAGAGAAGAAUUCAAGUGGAGAGAGAUACAACUGCACCUAUUCAAAUGUUUCAGUUGUCGAGUCGUGAUGUGCUUUGUACAUGCUCUGUCGACAAAGUUCUCCCCAUGUAUAUGGACUGAAGUUCUACUAACACAAAAAAUCUUCUAACAUCCAGAUCAUACCAGUUGGAGCUACUUUAAUGUGUUGUAUAUAACAAUGGAUUUGCUUUAUCAAGUCCGCUUUACCUUCGAGUCUUGAACCAUGUUUUACAUAAUGUUCUCUUUAAUAAGGCAAAUACAUCAUUGAUAUGUUUGACAUUCUUUAUCA
Molecule: messenger RNA, 1300 nt
Organism: Rhodamnia argentea
Lineage: Eukaryota; Viridiplantae; Streptophyta; Magnoliopsida; Myrtales; Myrtaceae
Exons: 7
Coding region: 282-1061 (259 amino acids)
Biological process (GO): ceramide metabolic process
Cellular component (GO): membrane
Molecular function (GO): hydrolase activity, acting on carbon-nitrogen (but not peptide) bonds, in linear amides
Source: RefSeq, a predicted model, not a curated record